Messenger RNA from Nematolebias whitei (Rio pearlfish), 363 nucleotides. RefSeq names its product tropomyosin alpha-3 chain. Gene Ontology annotation, cellular component: actin filament. NCBI's taxonomy places the organism in Eukaryota, Metazoa, Chordata, Actinopteri, Cyprinodontiformes, Rivulidae. Gene Ontology annotation, molecular function: actin filament binding. The record is from RefSeq and is a predicted model, not a curated record. Gene Ontology annotation, biological process: actin filament organization; muscle contraction.
GUGGCCCGUAAGCUGGUGAUUGUAGAAGGAGAGUUGGAGCGUACAGAGGAAAGGGCAGAACUGGCUGAGGCUAAAUGUGCUGAGCUGGAGGAAGAGCUGAAGAAUGUCACAAACAACCUGAAAUCCUUGGAGGCUCGGGCUGAGAAGUACUCUCAAAAGGAGGACAAGUAUGAGGAAGAAAUCAAGAUUCUAACUGACAAACUAAAAGAGGCUGAGACCAGAGCUGAGUUUGCUGAAAGAUCUGUGGCCAAGCUGGAGAAGACCAUUGACGACCUGGAGGAUGAGCUUUAUGCUCAGAAGCUGAAGUACAAAGCUAUCAGUGAAGAACUGGACCACGCUCUCAACGACAUGACCUCCAUGUGA